AUGCGCGGACAGGUGCAAUUACUCGUACUCAUACAGCUGCUGAUCGGAUUCCAAAUUGGAGAAACUAUGUACAGAACGAUUGGCGAAUUUGACCGCUUCGAGGUUGAGUACAGUGCUUUGGGGGACUUCUCCAAGUUGCGAAUCACGAAGUACAACCGAACAACUCCGGUCAUCAAUGGAACCUACGACAUCGCGGUGGAUUUGGAUGAUAGCUAUGAGCUAGGAGUAACUUGCGCUAGAAGUGCCCUCGGAAACAACCAAUACAACACAAUUCCCUUGAAGCUUUCGUCAAUGCCGGUCUGCCAGUUCUUCAAAACGUAUGCGUAUGAUUAUCAGUAUAUGUAUUUAAACAAAUCGAAUUUCCCACAAGUGCCUCGGGAAGGAAUGUGUCCUUUCCCUAAAGGAACUUAUUGGAUCAAAAACGUGGCGUUGGAUGCAUCGGCUUUACCUCCUGUCCUGCCGGAUGGUUAUUACCGGUGUUACCUGGAUGUGUGCAGUCUCCCCGAACGCACUCAACUACUUCGUCAGGCUUAUUAUGCAAGAAUUUAUAAGGAACUAAUAAAGUAUUGA
Topomyia yanbarensis is the source of this 570-nucleotide messenger RNA. RefSeq lists its product as uncharacterized. Lineage: Eukaryota; Metazoa; Arthropoda; Insecta; Diptera; Culicidae. The record is from RefSeq and is a predicted model, not a curated record. The transcript has 2 exons. The coding region runs from base 1 to 570 and encodes 189 amino acids.